Pseudoliparis swirei is the source of this 1376-nucleotide messenger RNA. RefSeq names its product NEDD8 ubiquitin like modifier (gene nedd8). The record is from RefSeq and is a predicted model, not a curated record. Bases 131 to 385 code for a protein of 84 amino acids. The transcript has 4 exons. Gene Ontology annotation, cellular component: nucleus; cytoplasm. Gene Ontology annotation, biological process: regulation of proteolysis; protein neddylation; modification-dependent protein catabolic process. NCBI's taxonomy places the organism in Eukaryota, Metazoa, Chordata, Actinopteri, Perciformes, Liparidae. Gene Ontology annotation, molecular function: protein tag activity; ubiquitin protein ligase binding.
GCGUUCGGGAAUGAAUAUCAAGUUUUCUCACAGAAAUCUCGUAUUAUUAUGAUUAUCGUACAAUAAAGUGAAUAUAUAAUAAUACUGCUGAUCCCGCUUCACUUCUUUUGAUAAAGACCAGGCAACAAAGAUGCUGAUUAAAGUGAAGACACUCACAGGUAAGGAGAUUGAGAUUGACAUAGAGCCCACAGACAAGGUGGAGCGGAUUAAAGAAAGGGUGGAGGAGAAAGAAGGGAUCCCUCCACAACAGCAGAGGUUGAUCUACAGUGGGAAACAAAUGAACGAUGAGAAAACCGCAGCAGACUAUAAGAUCCAGGGAGGCUCUGUUCUCCAUCUGGUACUCGCUCUGCGAGGAGGACAGGCGCUCCGCUCAAGAACCGCUUGAAAUCGUUGCCGUUGGCUUCACGCGGUGCCUGCGCGAAGAGGACACACCGAAGACGCCGCACAGCAGAGACACUUGUAGAAAGAGUUCGAUCGGGUUCUACUCGGCUGCAAACGCUCCCCCGCCCCCGGCAGAAAAGGCAACGUUACUUUCAGAAUUAAACAAUUCUUUGGCCAAAGAGUUACAACCGAGAGCUAAUUUGGCUGCCACAGAAAAAACCCACUACAUUGUCCUCUGUUCAAGUCAGUAUUUGUUUCUCUCUGUGCCUCUGCAUAUGAGCGUCUAUCUGUAUUCAACUUGUGACAGAACGGAGACAUCUGUAGCUUAAAGACACUUCAGGGAAAACCCUUCCUUGGAUUACAGUCUUUGCAUUGUGACACAAACUAACUACUUUUUCUACUUUAUUAGUUUUAUUCAGUUUUCUGCAGGCUGCCCCAAGUCACUAGGUAUUAUCUGAAGCUACAGGUGUGGCUGCAGUCGAAGCGGUUUUCUCUCGAUCUGCGAGAGAUGGGACAGUGGAACAGUUUGACAUUUAAGAAAUCCAUUCUCGCUUUUUUGGUGCAAAGUUGGAAAUGUCAAACUAUUCCCAUGAGGGAAAACUACAAGUGAAGGACAUGUUUGUGCCAGGAAAAAUCUCCCGGCACUGAUUCUUAAAUCAUGUGGCGCAGAGUUUGCUUUACACCCGUUUCCUAAAUUGACUGUCCAUUCAGCAGGAUAAUGUUUUAUUUGGUUUCAUUUGAAUUUAAGUUAUUAAAAAGUGAGUUUUUCAUUUUACUGUUACAAAAAGACAAGAAAUGUGCCAACCAUGGUGUUGUCUGACAACGGCCUGAGUUUACAUGGAGAUCGCUCGGUUUGUUUGUGUGUUCAGUUAGUUUUGGGAUUGCUGUGUCAGCAUUAUACGCUGAAGGAUGUGACAUGGGUCAAUACCGUGGAUUAGUUUGUCUGUAGAAUAAAUGUAUGUUGAUGCUUAAAAUGCCUCACUUUCUGCCACCAA